Messenger RNA from Alternaria rosae, 1304 nucleotides. RefSeq lists its product as uncharacterized. The record is from RefSeq and is a predicted model, not a curated record. Bases 80 to 1213 code for a protein of 377 amino acids. Lineage: Eukaryota; Fungi; Ascomycota; Dothideomycetes; Pleosporales; Pleosporaceae. The transcript is spliced from 2 exons.
CUACAGGUCGACUACCUAACUUCUCACAAACAUCAUCCAAUCACAACCAACAGGUGUCGUUCUACAAAGGAUAUAAACCAUGGCAACAGCAGAAAUUUACCAGGAACCCACUUCUUCACCCUUUCCUUCAACGCCAUCACGACAUCAAAUGUCUCCAGCUACCGCGAUGUCAAGCACACCAUCAACACCAACACCAACACCAUCUAGCCGAACAUCUCAAUCAACUUACACACCGGCCCAGCUUGAAGCCCGAGCAAUCCUCACACAACUCCUCACACGCCUCUCUCAGCUCCCAGUCUCCUUUCCCGACAACGACAAAACCCGCCCUUACCACAAAUACGCCCUAUGGAUCUCUCAGCACAGCAUCUCCAUCCUCACUCAAUCAAUCUACUCACUUAUCCGUCCCCAAGUCUGGCAUCUCCUCUCCUCCCGCCUUUCUCUCGACGCUCUGAAACAUCUCGGCGGGGACCUGCGCCAAGAAGGCCGAGCCAUCUACCUCAACGGUAUCCUGGGCGUCGACAAAAGGCUGAGGAUCUACGUUGGCCAGAGUAGUAAUCUACGGGUGAGAGUGGCGCAGCAUCUCAACUUUAGGUAUAGAAGGGAUCAUCCGAGUCUGCAUUAUUACGCAUUGGAGUGGAGCAUUUAUAAUGUGUUUGGUGUACUGGCUGUGUUUCCUUCAGGUGGUUAUGGUAACGCGGUGCCGGGGAUGGACGACCCAACCCUCUUACUGAACGUGCUGGAGAUGUGGAUGUGUCUCGUCUUCCGUUCGUUACCUGAGAAUACCCUGAAAGAUUGGCUACCAGACGAUGUGCUCAUUGAUAAGAAGAGAUUGACCGCGAAAGAGGGGAUUGUGAGUGGAUUGAAUGUAGCGAGUCCGCUUGAUCAGGGUGUGGAGAUGAAAGAAAGGAAGUUCGUGGAUUUGAGUGAAGAGGACGACCCCGUUAUACAGGAUUACUUGAAGGAGGUACAAAGGAAGAGGGGCGAUGGGCUGGUUGGGGAACCUGUGAAGGAAAAGAACACGAAGGAUGUCGAAGUGGAUGAAGAGCGCGCGCUGAGGAAGAAAAUGUAUGCGGAGAAAGCACGGAGGUACCAGCGGAGGGAUACGGAUAUCGUUGUCCCGCAGUGGGUUUUCCUUGGUGCUGUGGCGAUAGGUGUGGGGAUUAUGCUACUGAGGAGUGGUGGGGGACCUCAAGCAAGAGGACGGUGGAGAUGAGAGCAAGAUCCACGUCGAUUGAGUCAUCGUAGAGAAAGGGCGCCUGAGGAAGCGACCCGCAAACUUGCGUCAGAACAAAGUGCGAUCGUCA